This is a messenger RNA of Juglans regia (Persian walnut), 344 nucleotides long. RefSeq names its product IN2-2 protein-like. The record is from RefSeq and is a predicted model, not a curated record. The transcript is spliced from 2 exons. The coding region runs from base 57 to 344 and encodes 95 amino acids. NCBI's taxonomy places the organism in Eukaryota, Viridiplantae, Streptophyta, Magnoliopsida, Fagales, Juglandaceae. Gene Ontology annotation, cellular component: cytoplasm.
CUUGCAUAUAAACUGUGUUGGUCAACUGCCUCAGUUAAUGCUCACACCGAUCGAAAAUGGCGCAAAGAGUUGGGAGGAUAAAGCUGGGUUCUCAGGGACUGGAGGUGUCGGCGCAGGGGCUGGGCUGCAUGGGCAUGUCCGCUUUCUAUGGCCCUCCCAAGCCCGAAGAAGACAUGAUUGCUCUCAUCCACCACGUCGUCCACACUGCCGGCGUUACCUUCCUCGACACCUCCGACAUCUAUGGCCCUUUCACCAACGAAACUCUCCUGGGCAAGGCCCUCACGAUCACAUCCCAGCUUCGCCUCCAUCUUGUAUAUCAGAGUAAUGUUAAAUAUAAAUUCUAA